AGCGCACACACGCCGUCCAGGUGGGAACAAGCGUCUCCGCCACUGGACGCCAGUGACGUUCUCCAUUUCCUGUUUGCCUGCCAUUCAGGGAUUAGUCUUCAACAUUUGCUUAAGUCUGCUCGCACUGACGUCAUUCUUCAAGUUGGGACGGCUCCAAGGAAGGAGUCUUCAAUAUCCUCCUCAACAUGCUAGCUCAGGGGGGGCCAAACUUUUUCCUCUAGCGGGGGCCACAUAGUGAUAAAUGAAAUGUGAUAGUUCUUUACACAUGGAGAUAUGUUUUAUAUAUAUUUCAAUGCAUCUCCGUUUUGUCAUAUGCAGUCGGUGGGAAAGACAAUUAUUAAGAUCAACUUCACUCACGUUUUUGCGCUUGUUUUUGUAUUUUACCAUUUUUCUCUGAAAUGAUCUUCGUAAAUGUUCUUUUUGGAAUAUGAUGACUUUAUUCCCAUAUCAUAACAUUUUUCCCCAAACAAAUUUUCCAGCUUUAUUUUGUUUUGUUUGCUUGUCAUAAUGUUACAACUUUUUUUUAAAAAAUAACCUAUUUUUGAAAUAUUAUUUAAAAAAGUACGGUUUUUCGUCAUAAUAUUGUGAGUUCAUUCUCAUAAAAUCGUUAGAAAACAACUGAUUUCUCUUAAUAGUUUGACUUUAUUCUCCUAAAAUUACAGCAUUUUUGUUUCAUUUGUGGCGGUGUUGUUUUUUUCAAAUUUCCAUCUAUUUCAACUUUCUUCUUGUCAAUUUUCUUCUCGUAAUUAUGACUUUAUUCCAAUAAUAUUUUGACUUUAUUUCCAUAACAUUAUAAAAAAAAAUCCCAAACCUAUUUUCCAAAAAUGACAACUUUGUUUAGUUUAUUAUUUUACUAUGACUUUUAAAAAUUUACAUUUUUUCUUUAAUAUUUCAACUCUAUGCUACUAAAAUGACAUUAUUUUUCCUCAUAAUAUUCCCAGUUUAUUCUUGUAAAAUUGUGACCUUUUUCUCAUUAGAACACAACUUUUUUCUCUUAAAAUUGUGACUUUAUUGUCUUAAAAUUACAGCUGUUUUUUUUUAUUCCUGCUGUUGUUUUUUUAUUUCCAACUAUUUCAACUUUGUUCUGGCAAAUUUUCUUCCCGUAAUUACAACUUUAUUCCCAUAAUAUUUUGACAUUAUUCUUGUCUACUGUACUACUGUAUUAAUUGUUUUGUUUGUUUCUCAUAAUAUCAUGACUUUUAUUUAACUUUAUGUGACUAAAAUGAAAUUACUUUUCCUCAUAAGAUUAUAACAUCAUUCUCGUAAAAAGAACACUUUGUCUUGUUAGAUUUCAGCUUUUUUCUUUUCAUAUUUUGACUUUAUUCUUGUAACAUUAGUGCAGAUUUUUUUUGUUUGUUUUCUUGUUAAAUUAUAUUUUUAGAAUAUGCUACGGGCCAACAAAAAAACAGGCGCGGACCGCACUUUGGGCACCCGUGUGCUAGCUGAAGCACAUUCACCAGGAUGAUCAGGCUUUCCCAUAUGUUCAUUUAUUUGUGGCGGGCUUUUGUUUUUGUUUUUUUGGGGAAGUUGUUUUUUUUUAGAUUUGGUGCUAUUUUCUCACCCUUGCUCACAAUCGCAUUAUAAAAGUAUUGUUGUCAUUACAACUCUGAGCAGUAGAUGGCAUAAAUUUGGCUUAAAUUUGCCAGCGACAGCCAGCAGCUAGCUUGACAACCGAGAGCAUACGGACAGAUGGUCAUCAAACACGGCGACACGCUUACUCACAGUACAAACCAAAAAAUAAACAGCACAACAUGGAACAGGUAAGUUAACGCACAACAACCAUGAACUAGCAUUCUGUGUGGGUAACAACAAAUACAUGACUUUAACUGUUAUUUAGAAAGUGCCCGCAAGGCAUGCUGGGUUGCGACAACUCCCCUCAACGUUGCAAGACAGUGAGAUACAGUUUUCGAUGUACAAUGGAGGCCACGACACAUCGUGAAUGUUCUUUUUUUUUUCAGUCAUCCAUGCGUGUUAUAAGGAGCCUUAGCUUUAGCAAAAAGCUGAAGGGCGUUCUAAUGGAAGUGUUAGUCAUACUGAGAAGAGUUACUACAUCAUGACAGACAAACAUUUCUUGGAAAGUGGACACAAGUAAUCCAAUAGGCUGAGCUUCAACCCAGUGGGCGGGGCUAAAUGGCAAUGUUAGGUAACCACAUAGUACAAACUUGUACAUGUAUUCCAUGUUUCAUGGCGAAAAUAACGGUAAAAAAACAAGUUUGCUUGGUCUUGAAAGUCCAGUAAGGCAGAAAAAUAACUUUGUAGCUUCUGGGAUUAAUCAUUUCAUCACUCGUUUUUCUUCUAGCACGUUUACAUCCAUGAUAAGCAGCUGUUCAGUCCCUCCACUUAUGAUUACUGAAGACAUUGUUGGUAAUAAAGUGUGUCCAAGUUGUCAGUAAUCUUGACUGAAGGAAAGUCAGAGCUUUUCCAGAGCGAGCAUGCCAGCCUCAGCGCGACAGCGCUCAGAUGAAGCGGCUGCUAACGUAACAAAAAGCUUCACAAGUCCCACAAACGACAUCAAAUAUGUGAAUAAAUAUGAAUAAUAAAACAUUAUGUUACACUGACUGUGGGUCAGCAGGUGUUGACGUCACGUGACACACCAAAAGCCUAAAGCCCGUCGUGACUUUUCACCUCUGCAGUACGGGAACAGACAAGUUCACGUUUGGAUCUGAGAAAGGAGAGUCCAGUAGCGUCCAGUUCAAAUCCCCGUAGGCACAGCUCCUCGCUGUGCUGCUGCAGACAACAAGACGCAGCCAUGAAGAGCGCGCAUAGCUUGCAGAGGUUCAUGAACAGGCGUCCCUCCGCCAACUGUCGCUACCAGCCUACCUGCUACGAGCACGCCGCCAACUGCUACACGCAUGCAUUCCUGAUCGCGCCCGCCUUGGUGGGCAUGGCGCUGCUGCACCGCCUGUCAGACACCCAGUGGCAGCGCAUGACGGCGUGGGUGUACGGCCUGGGCCUGUGCGCCCUCUUCCUGGUCUCCACCGUCUUCCACGUCAUUACCUGGAAGAAAAGUCACAUGAGGGAGGUGGAGCACUGCUUCCACAUGUGCGACAGGGUGGUCAUCUACGUCUUCAUCGCCGCCUCCUACACGCCGUGGCUGAACCUGCGAGAACUGGGCCCCCUCGCUGCUCACAUGCGCUGGUUUGUGUGGCUGAUGGCGGCCGCCGGGACCAUCUACGUCUUCAACUACCAUGAAAAGUACAAAGUGGUGGAGUUGGCCUUCUACUUGACGAUGGGAUUCUUCCCAGCAUCGGUGGUCACCUCCAUGAACAACACGGAGGGUCUUCACGAGCUGGCGUGUGGCGGCCUCAUCUACUGCCUGGGCGUGGUCUUCUUCAAGAGUGACGGCGUCAUCCCCUUCGCCCACGCCAUCUGGCACGUGUUUGUGGCGCUGGCGGCCGCCGUGCACUACUACGCCAUCUGGAAGUACCUUUUCAAGCCCUCCGCCGCCGACGCCCUCCCCCACUCGUGAGCCCCUCAAACGUUUACGACAGCAACUUGUUUACCCUUUUCCUACAUGGACCACUUGUUUUAAAGACACUUUUACACUUUGGACCAAACUUUUGUACCACUUAAUGUCAUUCCACUGCCAGGUAGGAGGAGCCAAGAUGCAGUGAGGGGGGGUUAUCUUUAAAAAACCUCCUGUCACGUUGAGGACAAGGAAGAAAGUCAAAAUCUCCAAGUGUUAGCGGGUCUCAUGUUUGGCUAAACUCAAGAUGGACGCAUGCGGGGGCGGAGCCUAGCCCAUGAUCAACGAACUGGUUUUUUUUAACGAUGUUUUGGUGACCCCUGCUGGUCUUUUGCUGCAUUUCAGGUUGUGUGACGUGAGUGGUGCUGAAAAGAGCCUCAUAAUGACCUCAUGUUUGUCCUCGUGUGCGCAUGCGUGUUCUUGCAGUGAUUUUGUAAACGUUGGCCUUCCCGCCGUCAUCUUUGUGGUGCUACUCGCUCCUCUCAUUGCAACAAUAAAAGGCAAGAA
Messenger RNA from Dunckerocampus dactyliophorus (ringed pipefish), 3973 nucleotides. It is a transcript of the gene mmd, whose product is annotated as monocyte to macrophage differentiation-associated. Bases 2750 to 3469 code for a protein of 239 amino acids. The record is from RefSeq and is a predicted model, not a curated record. The transcript is spliced from 8 exons. Lineage: Eukaryota; Metazoa; Chordata; Actinopteri; Syngnathiformes; Syngnathidae. Gene Ontology annotation, molecular function: pore-forming activity. Gene Ontology annotation, cellular component: membrane.